Molecule: messenger RNA, 204 nt
Organism: Epithele typhae
Lineage: Eukaryota; Fungi; Basidiomycota; Agaricomycetes; Polyporales; Epitheliaceae
Exons: 2
Coding region: 1-204 (67 amino acids)
Source: RefSeq, a predicted model, not a curated record
AUGGGUUCGGGCGCGCGGAUUCCCCUCCACUUCGAUUCCGACCCGAAGAUGCGAAAGGGCAAGAAGGGACUCGCGGGUCACGGGCUGUUCCUGGGAGUUAAUAUCGCACUGAAGGGCAAGAACGAAGGAAGCGGCUCGUUCCUUACUUCAGAAGCUCUGUGGAGCCUGCGCCCCCUUCGCUAUGAUGCCCAGCAACUAGUUUGA